Messenger RNA from Mastomys coucha (southern multimammate mouse), 816 nucleotides. RefSeq names its product vomeronasal type-2 receptor 116-like. Gene Ontology annotation, cellular component: membrane. The record is from RefSeq and is a predicted model, not a curated record. The transcript is spliced from 2 exons. Bases 1 to 816 code for a protein of 271 amino acids. Gene Ontology annotation, molecular function: G protein-coupled receptor activity. Lineage: Eukaryota; Metazoa; Chordata; Mammalia; Rodentia; Muridae. Gene Ontology annotation, biological process: G protein-coupled receptor signaling pathway.
AUGGAACAAUGUAUGAAGUGUCCAGAUGAUAAGUAUACCAACUUACAGCAAACCCACUGCCUCCAUAGAACUGUGUCAUUCCUGGCUUAUAAAGAUCCACUGGGGAUAGCUCUAGUCUGCAUGAACCUGUUCUUCUCUACUCUCACAGUUUUAGUACUAGUCACUUCUGUGAAGUACAAAGACACUCCCAUUGUGAAGGCCAAUAACCACAUUCUCAGCUACAUCCUCCUCAUCUCUCUAGUCUCCUGUUUUCUCUGCUCACUGUUCUUCAUUGGACAUCCCAACCAGGCCACCUGUAUCCUGCAGCAGACCACAUUUGGAGUAUUUUUCACAGUGGCUGUUUCUACACAUACAGUGUUGGCCAAAACAACUGUGGUCAUGGCUUUCAAACUCACUACUCCAGGGAGAAGGAUGAGAGGGAUGCUGGCAUCAGGGGCUCCUAACUUGGUCAUUCUCAUUUGUACCCUAUUCCAAUUUGUUUUCUGUGCAAUCUGGUUGGUAAUAUCUCCUCCUUUUAUUGACAGAGAUAUACAAUCUGAACAUGGGAAGACUGUCAUUAUUUGCAACAAAGGCUCUGUUACUGCCUUCCUCUUUGUCCUGGUGUACUUGGGUUCCUUGUCUCUGGGGAGCUUCACAGUGGCUUUCCUGGCUAAAAACCUUCCUGACAGAUUCAAUGAAGCCAGGUUCCUAACUUUCAGCAUGCUGGUGUUCUGCAGUGUAUGGAUCACCUACCUCCCUGUCUACCACAGCACCAGGGGGAAGGUCAUGGUGGUUGUGGAGGUCUUUUCCAUCUUGGCUUCUAGUGUGGGUUGCUAG